UCUUAUUCUGUCACAUUUGCAAUUUCGCUUGGUAUAAAUUACAUUUGGUUUGUGUUACUUUCACAGAUAGUUAGAAGAGAGGGUCUUGUUCUAUUAUGGCAUGAAGAAAUGCUUCCAAUCUUUGGUUACUCUAUCCAGCAAGGGUCCAAUACAAGCUGAGUUGGUUUCAAUGAUGCUGCGGUGGCUUUCUGAGGACAUUACAGUUCACAACGAGGACUUAGAAGGUGACCGCCGAAGGCUACUUUUGCGCUGGGUAACUCAAUCAUUGCCAGAAACUUUGCCUCUAUUACACACUUUACUAGAAAAACACUGUACAGCUGCACUAAGUGAAGCCAGUAGAAAACAGAUCGACGUUGCCAAAUUGCAUGCUGCUGCAGUAACAGCUACUUUAAAUGCAGUAAUUGCAUAUGCUGAGUGGGCUCCAUUGACUGAUCUUGCGAAGUCUGGUAUCAUUAAUCUUUGUGGUUUCCUACUAUCUGCUCCAGAAUUUCGUCUUCAUGCUUCUGAGUUUUUCAAACUUGUUUCAUCAAGGAAGAGAUCUGUUGAUGCAUCUGCUUCUGAAAUUGACCAAGUUAUGAGGGACAUCUUUCAAAUAUUAAUGAAUAUAUCUAGAGAGUUUUUGCACAAAUCUGGUUCAGGUCUCGGCUCCAUGGAUGAGAGUGAAUACGAUUUUUCUGAAUGCAUAUGUGAAAGUAUGGUGUCACUGGGUUCCUUUAACUUGCAAAGUAUUGCCGGAGAUAGUGCCGUAUUUUCACUCUACCUAGAACAGAUGCUAGGUUUUUUCAAAAACUACAAGUUUGCAAUUCAUUUUCAAUCCCUGCAAUUCUGGCUGGUGCUAAUGAGGGAUUUAACGCCAAAGCCAAGAAGUUCCACUCAUUCAGCCUGUGACAGUCCAUCUGUUAGUUGCUCCGGUUCUGAAAAUGCAAAGAAGAAGGACACUUUCUUCACAUUCUCAAAAGAGAAUACAUCUCUUUUGAGUGAUGAUUUUUGUAGUGCAAUGUUGGAUACAUCUUUCCUUCAUAUUCUCAAAAGAGAGAAAACUCUGCCUGGAACUGCACUUUCUUUAGUGGCACCAGAGUUGUGGAGUGACGAUUUUGAGGACAAGGGUCAAUUCAUCCAGUAUCGUUAUAGUCUGUUGGAGCUGAUUAGAUUUGUUGCUUCGUACAAACCCCUGAUAGCUGCUGCUAAAGUUUCUGAAAAAAUUGAUACAAUAAUCAAGAGUUUCUUGCUUUCACCAUCGCCGUCUCAGGACUUAGCUGCGAUCGAAAGCAUGCCUUUGGCUUUAGAGAAUGUUGUAAAUGCAGUUUUCGGUGGAUCCAACGAUAUGGCCGAGGAGAACGCUGAAGUUCAGUUAGAAUUAUGCAGAACAUUUGAAGGCUUACUCCAACAAUUUAUUUCCUUGAAAUGGACGGAGCCUGCACUUGUGGAAGUACUUGUUCACUAUUUAGAUGCAAUGUGUCUCUUUUUGAAGUAUUCUCCGGAUGCAGCUGGCAGUGUUAUCAAUAAACUAUUUGAACUUCUAACAUCUCUUCCACUUGAAAUUAAGGAGACAUCAACAUCAAGUGCUCGGCAUGCAAGGUUACAUAUCUGUUCAUCAUUUAUUCGGAUAGCAAAAGCUACUGACAAAAGCAUCUUGCCUCAUCUGAAGGUGCAUUUGUUUAAACAUCCGUUAUAUAAUGUACUGGGCUUGUCAAUAACCAUUGGGGAUUCAUUUUUCAAAAACUUGGAUGUGCACUUUGUUGCAGUUGCCCUGAUGGAGAAUAUACAGUCAAUGGAGUUUAGUCAUUUGAGGGAACUUGUUCAUUGCAUUUUGAUUCCGUUGGUUAAAAAUGGUCCUGUCGAUAUGAGGGAGAUUUGGCUGGAAAAGCUUCUGCACCCAUUAUUUGAUCAUGUUCAGCAAGCUCUUAGCUGUUCAUGGUCAAGUCUUCUGCAAGAUGGUAGAGCAAAGGUUCCUGAUACUCAUGGCAUUCUUAGUGGAUCAGACCUGAAAGUACAGGUGAUGGAGGAAACACUUUUGAGGAAUCUAACACGUCAGAUUUGUUCACUCCUCUCUGUGAUUGCUUCUCCUCCCCUAAAUACUGGAAUCCCUUCUUUGGAACAGUCUGGGCAUAUUAUUCCUUUCGACAUGUCUUCUGUGAAAAGCUUGGAUGCAGUUGCAUCAUGCUCUUUGGUUGGGUUCCUGCUGAAGCAUGAAGGUCUUGCCCUUCCAACGUUAAGAAUGUGUUUAGAAGUUUUUAAAUGGACAGAUGGUGAAGCCGUGACAAAGAUUUCUUCUUUUUGCUCUGCGAUGGUAGUUCUUUCAACAGUAACAAACCAUACCAAACUCGUAGAAUACGUUUCUACAGAUCUUUUUACAUCCGUUAUUCAAGGAUUAGAGCUCGAGUUGAAUGCAAUAAUCAGUGCUGAUCUAGUUGAAAUUUGUCGAGAGAUAUUUGUAUAUCUUGGUGAUAGACACCCAGCUCCCAGGAAGGUUUUGCAGUCUCUCCCAUUUAUUACUUCUCGUGAUUUACAUGCCUUCGAGGAAUCUUUGUCGAAAACGUCAAGUCCAAAGGAACAAAGGCAGCACAUGAAAAAUUUGCUUCUGAUGGCAACUGGUAACAAAUUAAAAGCACUUGCAGAACAGAAACGCAGGUUGAAACUUACAGGAGCCCGAGACCCCGACAACUGCUGCUAA
Molecule: messenger RNA, 2674 nt
Organism: Medicago truncatula (barrel medic)
Lineage: Eukaryota; Viridiplantae; Streptophyta; Magnoliopsida; Fabales; Fabaceae
Product: protein HASTY 1
Exons: 15
Coding region: 101-2674 (857 amino acids)
Biological process (GO): protein export from nucleus; RNA export from nucleus
Cellular component (GO): RNA nuclear export complex; nucleus; cytoplasm
Molecular function (GO): nuclear export signal receptor activity; RNA binding
Source: RefSeq, a predicted model, not a curated record